Messenger RNA from Odocoileus virginianus texanus, 6659 nucleotides. RefSeq names its product kirre like nephrin family adhesion molecule 3 (gene KIRREL3). Gene Ontology annotation, cellular component: plasma membrane; cell-cell junction. NCBI's taxonomy places the organism in Eukaryota, Metazoa, Chordata, Mammalia, Artiodactyla, Cervidae. The record is from RefSeq and is a predicted model, not a curated record. Gene Ontology annotation, biological process: cell-cell adhesion; synapse assembly. Gene Ontology annotation, molecular function: cell adhesion molecule binding.
CUUCAGUGAAAGGAGCCCUUCUGUCACUCGUCACUCGCUCCCCGGCUCGCUCGCGCGCUGGCUGUGGGAGGAGCCGCCGGAGGAAGCUGGGUGCCUCGGAUGCCGAGCGCCAGAGGAUGGAGCUGCUCCGAGAGGGGACGUCGCUGACGAGCCCGGCUUCCCGAGGCGGCUAGAAAACAGGCAACUUGCCUCGUCUGGGCUGCGGAUCCCGAGAGGCGCGGAGCCCCGGGCCACCCGGAGGGACCGACGGACAGACAGACAGAUGGUCGGCGCGACCCCGGGAGGACCGCGGCGGAGGUUGAGCACCGCGAGCCGCCCAGCAGGAGAAACUCACCGCGAACCCAAGUUGCCCCGCCGGCUUCCCCUCGGCGCGCGGAGGAAUGAGACCUUUCCAGCUCGACCUGCUCUUCGUCUGCUUUUUCCUCUUCAGCCAAGAGCUGGGCCUCCAGAAAAGAGGAUGCUGUCUGGUGCUGGGCUACAUGGCCAAGGACAAGUUCCGGAGAAUGAAUGAAGGUCAAGUGUACUCCUUCAGCCAGCAGCCCCAGGAUCAGGCCGUGGUGUCGGGGCAGCCGGUGACACUGCUGUGCGCCAUCCCUGAAUACGACGGCUUCGUUCUGUGGAUCAAGGAUGGCUUGGCUCUGGGCGUGGGCAGGGACCUCUCAAGUUACCCGCAGUAUCUGGUGGUAGGGAACCACCUAUCAGGGGAGCAUCACUUGAAGAUCCUGCGGGCGGAGCUGCAAGACGAUGCCGUGUACGAGUGCCAGGCCAUCCAGGCCGCCAUCCGGUCCCGCCCUGCGCGCCUCACCGUCCUAGUGCCGCCUGAUGACCCGGUGAUCCUCGGGGGCCCUGUGAUCAGCCUGCGGGCUGGGGACCCCCUCAACCUCACCUGCCAUGCAGACAAUGCCAAGCCUGCUGCCUCCAUCAUCUGGCUGAGGAAGGGAGAGGUGAUCAACGGAGCCACCUACUCCAAGACCCUUCUCCGAGAUGGCAAGCGUGAGAGCAUCGUGAGCACCCUCUUCAUUUCCCCCGGCGAUGUGGAGAACGGGCAGAGCAUCGUAUGCCGGGCCACCAACAAAGCCAUCCCCGGAGGGAAGGAGACCUCAGUCACCAUCGACAUCCAGCACCCCCCGCUUGUCAACCUGUCGGUGGAGCCGCAGCCAGUGUUGGAGGACAACGUGGUCACGUUCCACUGCUCUGCCAAGGCUAACCCCGCGGUCACCCAGUACAGGUGGGCCAAGCGGGGCCAGAUCAUCAAGGAAGCCUCGGGGGAGGUGUACCGGACCACUGUGGACUACACGUACUUCUCAGAGCCCGUCUCCUGCGAGGUGACCAACGCCCUGGGCAGCACCAACAUCAGCCGCACGGUGGACGUCUACUUUGGGCCCAGGAUGACCACAGAGCCCCAGUCCGUGCUCGUAGACCUCGGCUCGGACGCCGUCUUCAGCUGCGCCUGGACGGGCAACCCGUCCCUGACCAUCGUCUGGAUGAAGCGGGGCUCGGGCGUGGUCCUGAGCAAUGAGAAGACCCUGACCCUCAAAGCCGUUCGCCAGGAGGACGCGGGGAAAUACGUGUGCCGAGCCGUGGUGCCCCGGGUAGGGGCUGGGGAGCGAGAGGUGACCCUGACUGUCAAUGGACCCCCCAUCAUCUCCAGCACCCAAACCCAGCAUGCCCUGCAUGGGGAAAAGGGCCAGAUCAAGUGCUUCAUCCGGAGCACACCACCUCCCGACCGCAUCGCCUGGUCCUGGAAGGAGAAUGUGCUGGAAUCGGGCACAUCGGGCCGCUACACGGUGGAGACGGUCAGCACAGAGGAGGGCGUCAUCUCCACGCUGACCAUCAGCAACAUCGUGAGGGCCGACUUCCAGACCAUCUACAACUGCACCGCCUGGAACAGCUUUGGCUCUGACACGGAGAUCAUCCGGCUCAAGGAGCAAGAGGCUGUACCGAUGGCCGUCAUCAUCGGGGUGGCCGUCGGAGCUGGCGUGGCCUUCCUCGUCCUUCUGGCAACCAUCGUGGCCUUCUGCUGCGCCCGCUCCCAGAGAAAUCUCAAAGGUGUUGUGUCGGCCAAAAAUGACAUCCGGGUGGAGAUUGUCCACAAGGAGCCUGCCUCAGGCCGGGAGGCUGAGGAACACCCCACCAUCAAGCAGCUGAUGAUGGACCGCGGUGAAUUCCAGCAAGACUCAGUGCUGAAGCAGCUGGAGGUGCUCAAAGAAGAAGAGAAGGAGUUUCAGAACCUGAAGGACCCCACCAACGGCUACUACAGCGUCAACACCUUCAAGGAACACCACUCGACCCCCACCAUCUCGCUGUCCAGCUGCCAGCCGGACCUGCGCCCCACGGGCAAGCAGCGCGUGCCCACUGGCAUGUCCUUCACCAACAUCUACAGCACGCUGAGCGGCCAGAGCCGCCUCUACGACUACGGGCAGAGGUUCGUGCUGGGCAUGGGCAGCUCGUCCAUCGAGCUCUGCGAGCGGGAAUUCCAGCGGGGCUCGCUUAGCGACAGCAGCUCGUUCCUGGACACGCAGUGCGACAGCAGCGUCAGCAGCAGCGGCAAGCAGGACGGCUACGUGCAGUUCGACAAGGCGAGCAAGGCCUCGGCCUCCUCCUCCCACCACUCCCAGUCCUCUUCGCAGAACUCCGACCCCAGCCGGCCCCUGCAGCGGCGGAUGCAGACGCACGUCUGAGCAAGCCGGACCGAGGGUGGGGGACGGGUCGGAGCUCGGUCUGGCUCGGCAGAGACUUUGCAAAGGACCCCGGAAGCAGCCGCCUCCAGGACAGCCCCGAGUGCCACCACCCUGCCCGCAGCCCCGAUGGAUGGAGCACAAACGUGGGCCCAGCAGCAGCGCACAGGGGCUUGCAGGUGGAGAUGCGGGCAGAGGAUGCGGCCGAGAGGAGGUGUGCUCUUUGCCGGCCUCUCGGUCCCGGCCUUUUUCCGGAGGCCCUCCUCCACCUGCCCCUCCCACAGGCUCCAGAGGCAGCUAAAACUCUGCUUUCGUGAAUUGUACCCCUUGCUGCCCGCCAGCCCUAUCCCCAUUCCUGUGCUUCAGCACCGCAGCCCUGGGGAGCAGGGGGUCAAGCGCUCCCGGCACUGAGCUACCCCAGUGCCCCCUGCCGCUCAUAGCCCAGACCCUCCGAGGCUGGGAAGCCAGAACUGGCCCUGGCCCUUGGCCACCACCCAAUUUGUUCGGUGUUUUGUGUCCAUACUCUUGCAGUUCUGUCCUUGGACUGGAUGCCUCUCAGCUCUGCGGUGGGACUGGUCUAAUCAGAGACUGUGUCUGGGGGUGGGGGUGGGGAAGGAGGGGGAGUGUGACACCCGGGGACCCCUCGCCAGGCUGUGUGACCCAGAGCCUCCCCCCAACCCUGCUUCGUGUACUCCUCCCCCCCGACCCCUGCACAUUCAGAGUCAAUAUAAGGAGUGUGAGAGCUGCUCUGGUCAGGGUUCUUUAAACAGCGGUUGGAGAGACUGUCUGGGGAUGCAUGGGGUUUGAGGGGACCAGCAGGCCGGCCUUUCAAGUGAUGAGACUUGCCUUCUCAGCUGAGCCUAGAGGCACACACAGAACCGUGGUCCUGUCUUCAGUAAGACUGCAGGGGCACCAGAGGAUGCAAAUCAGCUCCUCAUGCCUACCUGCCACCUGAGAAUAAACAUUAGGGGCCCUGCCUCCAAGAGAUCCGUUCUGUUCUUUUGUUCCUGCUGAGCCAUGGGAGACCCCAAAAGCUCAGAGGAUGUUUUGGGAACCCAGGGUUCCUGGCCCGGCUUUCAUUCGGCUUUCCCAAGCAGUGGAGAGCUCUGGUUGCGAUGGCAACAAGACCUAGAGGCAGAUUCCUAUAGGAAGUGCCCAACCCAGAGGGCACACGAACGCGGGGCCUCACCAACCACCUGACUCGUGCCAGAUACGGCUCAGGGGCAAAGGGGCCAGACCGCAUUGGUGGGGUCCUUCUAGGCCUUUCUUCUGGCAGUAUUCUGCAAAGUCAGCUCCCUCCAUUGGGGGUUAAGGAGAGGAGGCCCUCUUCAAAGAGCCUGUGCCACCAAGCAACCGGACACUAUGAGACUCAAAUGAUGUUCUUUCUAAGAAUGGCUUUGUUUAGGUGCAAAGCUUGGCAUGGUGAUGGCCGACAGGCUGGCAUGGAUAAACAGGGCCAAAUUAGAAUGCUCACUCUGCGAGCUUUGCGGAAGCCACGUUGUCCUGAAGGUUGGGAUUCCUCCUAAGUUUUAGCCUCUUCUCCUCAAACCUUCCCUGGGGUCCUUACCCAUCAUGGGAACCUUCAUCAUGAAAGGCUGCUUCUCCCCACCAUUGCUUCCUUGGACAGCCUCAAUCCACAGAUUCUAUGCAUUGCCUUCCUAACAUCUCCACUCAAAGGAUUUAUCUACUUCCAUCAUAUUUCCUAUUGCUUCAGAACCUCCCAUUUCCUUCAUAUCUUCCUUUAUAGCCCCCAAGCCCGAGGGAGUAGAAACUGAUUAAGAACUCUAAGUGUACAUCCCAGCCUCACAGCUUGCUCCUGGUACCAGAGUACCAUUUCUGGCCCAGCACAGAUGCCUGUGGGCUCCAGCUUAAUUUUUUUUCUAAUAAUUGCUAACAUUUAAAAAUUUUAUUUAUUUGGCUGUGCUGGGUCUUCAUUGCUGUGCAGGCUUUUCUUUAGCUGUGGCAAGCAGGGCUACUCUGUUACCUAGCACAGGUUUCUCAUUGUGGUGAGUUCUUUUGUUGCAAGAACUCUGCCGGCUAUGGGCUCUAGGAUGCACAGGCUUCAGUACUUGCAGCACGUGGGCUCGGCAGUUGUGGUUUCAGGGCUCGAGACCACAGCCUCAAUACUUGUGGCGCACGGGCUUCAUGUGAGAUCUUCCCGGACCAGGGAUCGAACUCGUGUCUCCAGCAUUGGCAAGCAGAUUCUUUACCACUGAGCCACCAGGGAAGCCCUCUAAGUCUUCUAACCCCACAAGUCUUCUUUCCCAUAUAUAUAUAUUUUGCCUUUGCUAAUAAAGAAUAAGGGUGUAAGAUCAAAUGCAGAAUGCCUUGAUGUGCUAGAAUAGGAGGAGGAUGACCUAAGAUGAUCUGUCCAUUCACUUCUGCUCUCCCACACCUUGGAGGCGGGUGGGAAAUUGAUCUUCUAAUCCUCACCACAGCCUAUCUUGCCCCUUACCCCCCGCGCAAUCAUCCCCACCCACAAUACACAGUUCUAAAAGGAUGGAGGUGCCCAUUUUUUUCUUGGAACCCAAGGUUAUGGCACAGAACAACCUGGGAAGAAAUCUGAUCUGGAGAACAGAACCCUCUUUUCCCUUAGAGGCUCAGACACUCCCAGGGUGGGGCUAUGGACAUCACAGAAGAUGGGGCUGCACAGUGAAGACUUGGCUACAUGGGACCACCCCCUGAGCCCUCUCCAAGGCAUAGACACAGCAGAGAAUCACGGAAAGGGUAUGAGAUCACACGUAAGCCCUGGUUGAAAGAGAAGAACACAGGUAGGUGAAAUCAGUAAGCACUACCACCAAGGCAUUGAGAAGGAUGCUGGACUGAGCUAUAUACAUCCUUUUACCCCUCUGGCCCCAUUUACUUCUCAUGCAAGAGUGAAAGGCAAAAAAGUUGGUAAAGGGAAGUGUUAAAAAAAAAAAAUUAAGGCAGUGGGAAGCCCUGAAUUUCCCUACAGGUGACUUCACACCAACUGAAAUGAUUGCUUCACAUUUGUAAUCUUAUUUAAUUCCUGCAUUUCUACAAAGUAUCAUCAUUUAACAGACAAGGCAGUGAGGCUUUAAGAAACCAAAGACCAGCCCAAGGUCACAGAGCUAACAAGUGACGCACAUGAGAUUAAACAGAUGCUUUCCUCUGUGACAUGUUUCCAGCCACAGCAAAAGCCCAAGGCCACUCUCAUCCUAGAAAAUGCCCGGUGCCGAAGGCCAUAAGCAAGGACCCACUCGGGGGCGGGCAGAGGAAGGGCAGGCUGCAGCUCCAGUAGGAAAGCAUGACUGGCAUCCUCCACCCCCAGUCCCCGAAUGACCUGGAGAGACAGCAACUUCCUGGGAAAGCGCGUCUGUGUAUCAAAUCACUACCCCCCCACGCCCCAUUCCCAAGGCCAGGAUCCAGCUUUCCGAUAGCUUUACAAUUCGUUAUUGGCUCCGAGUCACUGGCCGAGGGCCCAAUUUCUAACUCUCAGGCUCGUUAUCAGUCUGGAAAGCCCAGGGUUAUUUCCACCAUGUCUUCAACUCUCAUGGAAUGGAAGGUGGUUUCAUACAAAGCACCAGGGCACCAUAGUAAACCCGUCUCUGAUGGAGACGACUGAAACAGUGCUUCAAGGCACAGGCCUUGAAGCUGCCUGGGAGCUUCCGGAGUGGAGGGGAACACGGGAAAUAACAGCAAACGUAAUGCAGCUUUUGGGAGAUUUCUCAGAACAGGAGAAAAGGAGCCAACAAAAAUUCCUUUUCACUUCCUAUAUGGGGGAGGGGCAUACACUGGGCACAUGGCCUUUGCUAUGACAUGAUCGGAACUGAAAUCACCAGCUACACACUCCAGGAGUCCCACCAGCCCUCCCCACGUAUGCAUGGUUUGUGAUGCCACCAGAAAAAACCACGAAGGGGGAGUCCUGUAAUUAGUUUCUUCUAAGAAGUUUCCCUAUAAAAUCAACUCUCUGUUGAAAUAAAAGUAUAAAUAUUUAAAUAAAAAUGAUCCUAAUUUGCA